AUAUAUAUAUAUUUCCUGCAUGCAAUCUUUCUUUCUCGCUUAAGAAGGGCUGAACCCCCUCCUCUCCCCUCCCCAGCCUUUGCCGCUGCUGGGUUUUCUCAUCUCCUGGGCUGGGAGGGAGAGAGGAGGAGAGGGGCUUUUUCCUGGCCGUCGCCCCCCCUCCCGGUUCUGCUUCAGUGGAUGGUGAAAGAAUUGAAGACCCUCGGAAGGAGAGAGUGAAGAAGAGGUGGGGACGGUGAGCAGCUACGGAGACGAAACAGCCGCUGCAACCGUGCGUCUUUCGUGGACUAUCUGGCAACCUGGUCUUAUUUUUUUUAUUUUUUUUAAAAAAAAUAUUUUUGCACAAACAUGCUGCCCCACAGAGUAGAAGUGGGGCUGUGGCUGCUUUUACUAGGAAUUUUGCACAUGCUAAUAGGGAUCGCCCCUGUUUUUACCCUUGAAGUAGAAGACUCAAUCAAAGCGAAACCUCCCAAUUCCCCGCGUGCGGAGUGGGUGAUGCAUCCUAGACCUACACCGCCCAAAGGGAGAGACCCGAACGCUUGGAACCGGCUGAAGGACCAGUCUUUUGGUCCACAUAGCAGGGUGUCGAUAUGCCAUCCAAACUAUUACAACUGCCUGGGGACUGAUCGUUGCAUACCCAUGACAAAGCUUUGCAAUGGCGAACGUGACUGCGCAGAUGCUUCAGAUGAAGGCGCACACUGUAGAGAGUUUCUGGCAAACUGUUCAACUAUGGGCUGCCAACACCAUUGUGUCCCAACUCUGAGUGGACCAACAUGCUAUUGUAACAGUUCCUCCCAGGUAGCUGAAGAUGGGAAAAGUUGCAAAGAUUUUGAUGAGUGUUCUAUUUAUGGUACCUGUAGCCAAACCUGCACUAACCAUAAUGGCUCCUACACAUGCAGUUGCGUUGAGGGAUAUCUGCUCCAGCCUGAUCACAAAUCUUGCAAAGCCAAGAAUGAACCAGUAGAACGACCACCCAUCCUACUCAUUGCCAAUUCUCAGAACAUCAUGGCUACCUACCUGAAUGGUGGGCCUGUCCCUAACAUCAGCCCAACUAGCACCAAACAGACUACUGCCAUGGAUUUCAACUAUAUAGAAGAUACAGUCUGCUGGAUCCAUGUUGGUGACAGUCCCUCCCAGACGGUCCUCAAAUGUGCCAAAAUCCCUAACCUCAAAGGGUUUGUUGAGGAAUGGACUAUCAACAUCUCUCUCAACUUGCAUCAUGUGGAACAAAUGGCUAUUGACUGGCUUACUGGCAACUUCUACUUUGUGGAUGACAUUGAUGACCGGAUAUUUGUCUGCAACAAGAGUGGGGUCACCUGUGUUACACUGCUUGACGCGGAACUCUACAAUCCUAAAGCCAUUGCACUGGAUCCAACAAUGGGGAAGCUGUUCUUCACUGACUAUGGACAGAUACCAAAGGUGGAACGCUGUGACAUGGAUGGGCAGAACCGUACAAAGCUGGUCGACACCAAAAUUGUUUUCCCCCAUGGAAUCACCUUGGACUUGGUCAAUCGGCAUGUUUAUUGGGCUGAUGCUUACCUCGACUACAUUGAAGUGGUGGACUACGAAGGAAAAAACCGGCACACAAUCAUCCAGGGUAACUUGAUAGAGCAUCUCUACGGCUUGACUGUCUUUGAGAAUUACCUGUAUGCCACCAAUUCCGACAAUGCCAAUACUCAGCAGAAAACUAGUGUCAUCCGGGUCAAUCGUUUCAACAGUAGUGACUUCCAAGUGGUUACACGGGUGGAUAAAGGCGGAGCUCUACAUGUCUAUCACCAACGACGGCAAUCCCAAGUGAGGAGCCAUGCCUGUGAAGUGGACCAGUUUGGAAAACCAGGAGGCUGUUCUGACAUCUGUCUUCUUGGAAACAGUCACAAGACGCGGACCUGCCGGUGCCGUUCAGGAUUCAGCCUUGGCAGCGAUGGGAAGUCCUGCAAAAAGCCAGAGCAUGAGCUUUUCCUUGUCUAUGGCAAAGGUCGGCCAGGCAUCAUUCGUGGAAUGGACAUGGGAGCCAAAGUGCCUGAUGAACACAUGAUCCCCAUUGAAAACUUGAUGAACCCCAGAGCUCUCGAUUUCCAUGCAGAGACCGGCUUCAUUUACUUCGCUGACACUACCAGCUACCUGAUUGGACGGCAGAAAAUUGAUGGAACAGAUAGGGAAACAAUUCUGAAAGACGGCAUUCAUAACGUAGAAGGCAUUGCUGUGGACUGGAUGGGGAAUAAUCUCUACUGGACUGAUGAUGGACCCAAGAAAACCAUCAGUGUUGCCCGGCUGGAAAAAGCUGCUCAGACUAGGAAGACACUCAUUGAAGAAAGGAUGAUUCAUCCGCGAGCCAUUGUGGUGGAUCCCUUGAAUGGAUGGAUGUACUGGACAGAUUGGGAAGAAGACCCAAAGGACAGUAAAAGAGGAAAGAUAGAAAAGGCCUGGAUGGAUGGCACCAACCGCAGUGUCUUCAUCACCUCCAAGACUGUGCUGUGGCCCAACGGGCUGAGCCUGGACAUUCCCUCUAAGAGUUUGUACUGGGUUGAUGCCUACUACGACCGGAUUGAGACAGUCAUGCUGGAUGGCACAGAACGCAAGGUUGUUUAUGAUGGAAGUGAGUUGAGUCAUGCCUUUGGAUUGUGCCACUAUGACCAUUUCCUCUUCUGGACAGAGUACCGAAGUGGUAGCAUCUUUCGUUUGGACCAGAACACUAAGAGUGUUACACUGUUGCGCAAUGAACGACCACCACUUUUUGAGAUUCGCAUGUACGAUGCUCAGCAACAGCAAGUUGGCUCUAACAGUUGCCGGGUGAACAAUGGAGGCUGCAGCAGUCUUUGCUUGGCUAUCCCAAAUGGCAGACGUUGUGCCUGUGCAGAAGACCAGAUUUUGGGACCAGAUUCUGUCACUUGCCAAGCCAAUCCAUCUUACGUUCCACCUCCACAGUGCCAGCCUGGGGAAUUUGCUUGCAAAAACAGUCGAUGUAUACAGGAGCGAUGGAAAUGUGAUGGAGACAAUGACUGCCUGGACAACAGUGAUGAGGCACCUGAACUCUGCCAUCAGCAUACAUGUCCUUCGGACCGCUUCAAAUGUGAGAACAAUCGUUGCAUCCCCAACCGAUGGCUGUGUGAUGGGGAUAAUGAUUGCGGCAACAAUGAAGAUGAAUCUAAUUCCACAUGCUCUGCUCGCACGUGUCCCACCAACCAGUUCUCCUGUGCCAGUGGCCGUUGCAUCCCUAUCUCUUGGACCUGUGACUUGGAUGACGAUUGCGGGGAUCGCUCUGAUGAAUCAGCCUCAUGUGCCUACCCAACUUGCUUCCCUCUGACCCAGUUUACUUGCCACAAUGGCCGCUGCAUCAACAUCAAUUGGAGAUGUGAUAAUGACAACGACUGUGGGGACAACAGUGAUGAAGCUGGCUGCAGCCAUUCCUGCUCCAGCAACCAGUUCAAAUGCAACAGCGGGCGCUGCAUUCCUGUCCAUUGGACCUGCGAUGGGGACAAUGACUGCGGGGACUACAGUGAUGAGACUCAUGCCAACUGCACCAAUCUGGCUACCCGCCCACCAGGAGGCUGCCAUACAGAUGAGUUCCAAUGCCGACUGGAUGCCCUCUGCAUUCCCAUGCGCUGGCACUGUGACGGCGACACUGACUGUAUGGACUCUAGUGAUGAGAAGAACUGUGAGGGUGUCACUCAUGUCUGUGAUCCAAAUGUGAAGUUUGGCUGCAAGGAUUCCGCACGGUGCAUCAGCAAAGCUUGGGUAUGCGAUGGAGACAAUGAUUGUGAGGACAAUUCUGAUGAAGAGAAUUGUGAGUCUUUGGUGUGCAAACCACCCUCCCACACAUGUGCCAAUACAACAUCUAUCUGCCUCCCUCCUGAGAAGCUGUGCGAUGGAAAUGAUGACUGUGGGGACGGGUCUGAUGAAGGGCAACUCUGUGAUCUUUGCUCUCUGAGCAAUGGGGGCUGCAGCCACAACUGCACAGUAGCACCAGGCGAGGGCAUUGCCUGCUCGUGCCCUCUAGGAAUGGAGCUUGGUGCUGAUAACAAGACCUGCCAGAUUCAGAGCUACUGUGCCAAGCGUCUCAAGUGUAGUCAAAAGUGUGAGCAGUUCAAGUACAAUGUGAAGUGCUCUUGCUAUGAAGGAUGGAUGCUGGAGUCUGAUGGCGAGAGCUGCCGCAGUUUGGACCCGUUUAAGCCUUUCAUCAUCUUCUCCAAUCGCCAUGAGAUCCGGCGUAUUGACUUACACAAGGGAGAUUACAGCGUCUUAGUGCCUGGCUUGAGAAACACCAUUGCCUUGGACUUUCAUCUGAAUCAGAGCUCCCUCUAUUGGACUGAUGUAGUAGAAGACAAGAUAUACCGGGGGAAAUUGCAUGAGAAUGGAGCCCUAACCAGCUUUGAGGUGGUGAUACAAUAUGGGCUAGCUACCCCAGAAGGACUUGCUGUGGACUGGAUUGCAGGCAACAUCUACUGGGUGGAGAGCAACCUGGACCAAAUUGAGGUGGCUAAGCUAGACGGAACAAUGAGGAGCACCUUAUUGGCUGGGGAUAUCGAGCACCCUCGUGCCAUCGCCCUAGAUCCACGAUGCGGGAUUCUCUUCUGGACAGACUGGGAUGCCAGCCUGCCUCGCAUUGAGGCAGCUUCCAUGAGUGGCCAAGGCCGACGCGUCAUUCACAAGGAAACAGGCUCAGGCGGCUGGCCAAAUGGGCUCACAGUGGACUACCUGGAAAAGCGUAUACUGUGGAUUGAUGCCAGGUCAGAUGCGAUCUAUUCUGCCCUCUAUGACGGCACCGGGCACAUUGAGGUGCUGCGAGGCCAUGAGUAUCUGUCACAUCCCUUUGCUGUCACCUUGUACGGUGGAGAGGUGUACUGGACUGACUGGCGCACAAAUACCUUGGCCAAGGCUAACAAGUGGACAGGCCACAACGUUACGGUCGUGCAGCGAACCAACACACAGCCCUUUGAUUUGCAGGUCUACCACCCCUCUCGCCAGCCUGUAGCCCCCAAUCCUUGUGAGGCCAAUGGAGGAAAAGGCCACUGUUCCCACCUGUGUCUCAUCAACUACAAUGGCACUUACUCCUGUGCUUGCCCCCACCUGAUGAAGCUGGAUAAGGACAAUGCCACCUGCUAUGAAUUUAAGAAGUUCUUGCUUUAUGCACGCCAGAUGGAAAUCCGAGGUGUGGACAUUGACAACCCUUACUACAAUUAUAUUAACUCCUUCACUGUGCCUGACAUUGACAAUGUGACGGUGGUUGACUAUGAUGCUCUGGAACAACGCAUCUAUUGGUCAGAUGUCCGCACACAAACCAUCAAGCGGGCCUUCAUCAAUGGAACUGGCGUUGAAACGGUUGUUUCUGCAGAUUUACCCAACGCUCAUGGCUUGGCUGUGGACUGGGUCUCAAGGAACCUUUUCUGGACCAGCUAUGAUGCCAAUAAAAAACAGAUUAAUGUUGCCCGUCUAGAUGGCUCCUUUAAGAAUGCUGUGAUUCAGGGAUUGGAUAAACCUCAUUGUUUGGUGGUUCAUCCUCUCAAAGGGAAACUCUACUGGACAGAUGGAGACAGCAUCAAUGUCGCCAACAUGGAUGGAAGCAACCGCAGCUUUCUCUUCACAAACCAAAAAGGGCCUGUUGGACUCUCCAUUGACUACAAAGAAAACAAGCUAUACUGGAUAAGCUCUGGCAAUGGCACCAUCAAUAGAUGCAACUUCAAUGGCAGUGGUUUGGAGGUGUUGGAGACUAUGAAGAACCAGCUACGCAAAGCCACAGCAUUGGCUAUAAUGGGUGAUAAGUUGUGGUGGGCUGACCAGGCCUCUGAAAAAAUGGGCACCUGCAACAAGAAAGAUGGGUUGGAGGCAGUCGUGUUGCGCAACAGCACCACUCUUGUAAUGCACAUGAAAAUCUAUGAUGAGAUCAUCCAACAACAGGGUAUCAACCCUUGCAGUGUGAACAAUGGUGAAUGCUCACAGCUCUGCCUUCCUACAUCAGACACUACUCGUUCCUGCAUGUGCACAGCUGGCUACAGCCUGAAGAGCGAGCAGCAGUCCUGCGAAGGUGUUGGCUCUUUCCUCCUCUACUCGGUACAUGAGGGCAUCCGCGGCAUCCCAUUGGAUCCCAAUGACAAGUCUGAUGCACUGGUGCCAGUCUCUGGGACUUCAUUGGCUGUCGGCAUUGAUUUCCAUGCUGAUAAUGACACUAUCUAUUGGGUGGACAUGGGUAUGAGCACAAUCAGUCGAGCCAAACGGGACCAGACCUGGCGAGAGGAUGUCGUGACCAACGGCAUUGGCCGAGUGGAAGGGAUUGCCGUGGACUGGAUUGCAGGAAAUAUCUAUUGGACAGACCAGGGCUUUGAUGUCAUUGAAGUCGCCAGGCUCAAUGGUUCAUUCCGCUAUGUAGUGAUUUCACAAGGAUUGGAUAAGCCACGUGCCAUUACGGUACACCCAGAGAAAGGAUACCUUUUUUGGACAGAGUGGGGCCAAUACCCUCGCAUUGAACGUUCUCGGCUGGAUGGAACAGAGCGUGUGGUCCUUAUCAAUACCAGCAUCAGCUGGCCCAAUGGGAUUUCUGUUGAUUAUGAAGAUGGGAAGCUUUACUGGUGUGAUGCCCGGACAGAUAAGAUUGAACGCAUAGACCUAGAGACCGGUGAUAAGAGGGAGGUUGUCCUAUCCAGUAACAACAUGGAUAUGUUCUCAGUAUCUGUCUUUGAAGAUUAUGUCUACUGGAGUGACAGGACUCAUGCAAAUGGAUCCAUUAAAAGGGGCAGCAAGGACAAUGCAUCAGAAAUUGUGUCUCUGCGCACAGGAAUAGGAGUGCAGCUGAAGGACAUCAAGGUGUUCAACAGAGCCAGGCAAAAGGGUACCAAUGUGUGUGCGCUGAAUAACGGCAACUGUCAGCAGUUGUGUCUGUAUCGAGGAGGAGGUCAGCGGACCUGUGCUUGUGCCCACGGAAUGCUCUCAGAGGACAGUGUAAGCUGCCGUGACUACGAUGGAUACCUGCUCUAUUCAGAACGGACCAUUCUCAAAAGUAUCCACUUAUCCGAUGAGAACAAUCUCAAUGCGCCCAUUAAGCCAUUUGAAGACAGCGAGCACAUGAAAAAUGUCAUUGCCUUGGCCUUUGAUUACCGCUAUGGCAGCAAGGGAAGCAACCGCAUCUUCUACAGUGACAUUCACUUUGGCAACAUCCAGCAAAUCAAUGAUGAUGGAACUGGGCGAAGGACUAUAGUUGAAAAUGUUGGUUCUGUUGAGGGAUUGGCUUAUCACCGAGGCUGGGACGCCUUAUACUGGACAAGCUACACUACUUCUACCAUUACCCGGCAUACUGUGAACCAGACACGUGUGGGAGCUUUUGAAAGAGAAACUGUGAUCACCAUGUCUGGAGAUGACCAUCCUCGAGCCUUCGUGCUGGAUGAAUGCCAGAACCUGAUGUUCUGGACCAACUGGAAUGAACAACACCCCAGCAUCAUGCGAGCUACGCUGACAGGUGUCAACCUGAUCACCAUCAUUGACAAAGAUAUCCGCACACCCAACGGUCUGGCCAUUGACCACAAGGCAGAGAAAAUCUACUUUUCUGAUGCCACCUUGGACAAGAUAGAGCGAUGUGAAUACGAUGGCUCCAAACGAUACGUGAUCUUGAAGGCAGAGCCAGUGCACCCCUUCGGCUUGGCUGUCUAUGGUGACAAUAUCUUCUGGACAGACUGGGUGCGUCGUGCUGUGCAGCGUGCCAACAAAUAUAUGGGCUCUGGCAUGAAACACCUACGCAUUGAUAUCCCCCAGCAACCUAUGGGCAUCAUUGCUGUGGCCAAUGACACCAACAGCUGUGAGCUAUCUCUGUGCAGAAUAAACAAUGGUGGUUGCCAGGAUCUGUGCCUCCUUUCAGCCAAUGGAGAAGUCACAUGCUCUUGCCGGGGAGGCAGAACUCUUCAGGAGGACCUUACCUGCAGAGCUUCCAACUCCACCUGUAAUGUACAUAAUGAGUUUGAAUGUGGAAAUGGUGACUGCAUUGACUUCAGUGAAACCUGCGAUCGUGUGGCCCACUGCAAAGACAGAUCAGAUGAAAAGCCAUCCUACUGCAACAGCCGCAAAUGUAAGAAGGGCUACUUGCACUGUGCCAACAAACGGUGUAUACCCAUCAAGGACUGGUGCAACGGUGUGGAUGACUGUGGGGACAAUUCAGAUGAAGUGCCUUGCAACAAGACAAGCUGUGCUCCUGCUGAAUUCCGCUGCCGGGACGGGACAUGUAUUGGCAAUUCCAGCCGCUGCAACCAACAGAUUGACUGCGAAGAUGCUUCUGACGAAAUGAACUGCACUGCCACUGACUGCAGCAGCUUUUUCAGAUUGGGAGUGAAAAAUGUCAAUUUUCAGAAAUGUGAGCAUACCUCGAUGUGUUACGCUCCAUCCUGGGUAUGUGAUGGCAGCAAUGACUGUGGCGACUAUUCAGAUGAGCAGGAUUGUCCAGGCUCAAGAAAAUCUAAGUGCCCAGCUAACUACUUCGCCUGUCCAAGUGGGAGAUGCAUUCCCAUGACCUGGACUUGUGAUAAAGAGAAUGACUGUGAGAAUGGAGAGGAUGAAACCCACUGCAAUAAGUUCUGCUUCCCAGUGAAGUUCGAAUGCAAUAACCAUCGGUGCAUCUCUAAACAGUGGGUGUGCGAUGGUGCAGAUGACUGUGGUGAUGGCUCUGAUGAAGACCACCGUUGCCGUAAUACUACUUGUGCUGCAGGAAACUUCCAGUGCCCAAACACCUACCUGUGUGUCCCACAACGCUGGCUAUGUGAUGGAGAUAGAGAUUGUCCUGAUGGGGCUGAUGAAACUGUGGCUGCUGGAUGCUUAUACAACAACACUUGUGACGAACUGGAAUUUAUGUGCAACAACCGGCAGUGCAUCCCAAAACAUUUUGUGUGUGAUUACGAUGAUGACUGUGGCGAUGGGUCUGAUGAAUCCCCAGAUUGUGAGUACCCCACUUGUAGCGCCAACGAGUUCCGUUGUGCUAAUGGCCGCUGUUUGAGCAACAAACUCUGGGAAUGUGAUGGCGAGUUUGACUGCCAUGACCAAUCUGAUGAAGCCCCCAAGAAUCCAAGAUGUUCUAGCCCUGAGAGCAAGUGCAAUGAUACCUUUUAUCUCUGCCACAAUGAGCAGUGCAUCUCCAACAAUUUGCUUUGUGACAACAACGAUGACUGUGGUGAUGGCUCUGAUGAGCUGAACUGUUUCAUCAAUGAGUGCCUGAACAAGAAGCAGACUGGCUGCUCCCAGGAGUGUGAGGACCUCAAAAUUGGCUACAAGUGCAGAUGCCGCCCUGGGUUCCAGCUGAAGUAUGAUGGCAAGACUUGCAUUGACAUUGAUGAGUGCACAACCACCUUCCCCUGCAGCCAGAUUUGCAUCAACACUCAUGGAAGUUUCAAGUGCAUGUGUGCAGAUGGUUACAUUCUGAAGCCUGAUGAUCCAACCAGCUGCAAAGCUGUCACAGGUAAUGCCAACUCUUAUGAGCUGCGAUGGUUCCUGAUAUUUGGGGGCGUUCUACACCGCACUGGGCUAAGCAAUCCCGAUGGACUGGCUGUGGACUGGGUGGGUGGAAACCUGUACUGGUGUGACAAGGGAAGGGAUACUAUUGAAGUGUCAAAACUCAACGGGGCUUACCGCACUGUGUUGGUGAACUCAGGACUCCGGGAGCCUCGAGCAUUAGUGGUGGAUGUACAGAAUGGAUAUUUAUACUGGACUGACUGGGGUGACCAUUCCCUGAUUGGCAAGAUAGGCAUGGAUGGUACCAACCGGAGUGUCAUUGUGGAGACUAAGAUCACAUGGCCCAAUGGCCUCACCCUGGACUACAUUAACAGCCGCAUCUACUGGGCCGAUGCUCGAGAGGACUACAUAGAAUUUGCUAGCUUGGAUGGUUCUAACCGCCACAUUGUGCUGAACCAAGAUAUCCCCCAUAUCUUUGCCUUAACCCUCUUUGAAGAUUACAUUUAUUGGACUGACUGGGAGACCAAAUCCAUCAACCGAGCCCACAAAACCACGGGGGCCAAUAAGUCUGUGCUGAUCAGCACUCUGCAUCGGCCCAUGGAUAUCCACAUCUACCACUCUUACAGGCAGCCAGAUGUUCCUAACCAUCCUUGUAAAAUCAACAAUGGCGGCUGCAGCAACCUGUGCCUGCUGUCACCAGGAGGGACCUUCAAGUGUGCAUGCCCUACCAACUUCUAUCUGGGUGGUGAUGGUAAAACCUGCAUCUCCAAUUGCACUGCUAGUCAGUUUGUGUGCAAGAAUGACAAAUGCAUCCCUUUCUGGUGGAAAUGUGACACCGAGGACGAUUGUGGGGAUCGUUCGGAUGAGCCGGAGGAUUGCCCUGAAUUCAAGUGUCGCCCAGGGCAAUUCCAGUGCUCUACAGGAAUCUGCACCAACCCAGCCUUCAUUUGUGAUGGGGACAACGACUGUCAGGACAACUCAGAUGAAGCAAACUGUGAAGUCCAUGUCUGCCUGCCCAGCCAGUUCAAAUGCACAAACACCAACCGUUGCAUCCCAGGCAUCUUCCGUUGCAACGGGCAGGACAACUGUGGUGACGGAGAAGAUGAGAAGGAUUGCCCGGAGGUGACUUGUGCUCCAAACCAGUUCCAGUGUGCCAUUACCAAACGCUGCAUCCCACGAGUUUGGGUUUGUGACCGUGACAAUGACUGCGUGGACGGAUCCGAUGAGCCUGCCAACUGCACACAAAUGAGAUGUGGUCUGGAUGAGUUCCGGUGCAAGGAUUCUGGCCGAUGUAUUCCAGCGCGUUGGAAAUGUGAUGGCGAGGAUGAUUGUGGGGAUGGUUCAGAUGAGCCCAAGGAGGAAUGUGAUGAACGGACUUGUGAGCCCUACCAGUUCCGCUGCAGGAACAACCGCUGUGUUCCAGGCCGCUGGCAAUGUGACUAUGACAACGACUGUGGGGAUAACUCGGAUGAGGAAACCUGUAAGCCCAGGCCUUGCUCCGAAAGUGAGUUCUCUUGUGCCAAUGGCCGUUGCAUCGCAGGCCGUUGGAAGUGUGAUGGUGACCAUGAUUGUGCUGAUGGCUCUGAUGAGAAAGAAUGCAAGCCACGCUGUGAACAAGACCAGUUCCACUGCAAGAGUGGCCACUGCAUCCCACUGCGAUGGCGUUGUGAUGCCGAUGCCGAUUGCAUGGAUGGCAGUGAUGAGGAAGACUGUGGCACAAGAGUACGGACUUGCCCUCUUGAUGAGUUCCAGUGUAACAACACUCUGUGCAAGCCACUGGCCUGGAAAUGUGAUGGUGAGGAUGACUGUGGUGACAAUUCUGAUGAAAAUCCCGAAGAAUGCUUGAAAUUCCAGUGUCCUCCCAACAGACCCUUCCGUUGCAAGAACGACCGUGUGUGUCUGUGGAUUGGCCGCCAGUGUGAUGGGAUUGACAACUGUGGUGAUGGCACCGAUGAGCAGUUCUGUGAUUCACCAACCACCAGGCCUAGGAGCUGCAGCCACGAGAAGAAUGAGUUCCUGUGCACCAAUGGGAAAUGUAUCAGUGCUGAGCAUCGCUGCAACUUUUUUGAUGACUGUGGAGAUGGGUCCGAUGAAGACAAUUGCUUGCAGGAUCCCAAGACGUAUGGCUGUCAUACCAAUGUAACCAUGUGUGGCGAUGAAGCCAAAUGUAUCCAGAGCUCCUCAUCUGUUUACUGCACCUGCCGCAGUGGCUUUCAGAAAGUGCCAGGCAAGAAUUUCUGCCAAGACAUCAACGAAUGCCUGAACUUCAGGGUUUGCAGUCAUCUCUGCAACAACACCAAGGGCUCCUAUAUGUGCACUUGUGCCAAGAACUUCCAGAAGACCCAUAAUAUGUGCAAGGCUGAAGGCUCUGAGUAUCAGAUACUUUACAUUGCUGAUGACAACAAGAUCCGCAGCAUGUAUCCCUUCAACCCGAACUCGGCCUACGAACCUGCCUUCCAAGGCGAUGAGACUGUCCGUAUUGCUGCCAUGGAUGUGUACGUGAAGGGUAACAAGAUAUACUGGACUAACUGGCACACGGGACGCAUAUCCUGCCGGGAUCUCCCCUCCUCAGCCGGUUCUAGUGCCUCCAAUCGUAACCGGCGGCAGAUUGAUGGCGGGGUCACCCAUCUAAAUAUCUCAGGGUUGAAGAUGCCACGGGGUAUUGCCGUGGAUUGGGUGGCCGGGAACAUUUAUUGGACGGACUCGGGGCGUGACGUCAUUGAAGUAGCACAGAUGAAGGGGGAGAAUCGCAAGACACUGAUCUCGGGCAUGAUUGACGAGCCACAUGCAAUCGUCGUGGACCCGCUUCGAGGCGUCAUGUACUGGUCAGACUGGGGGAACCACCCUAAAAUUGAAACCGCUGCCAUGGAUGGGACCUUAAGAGAGACGCUUGUCCAGGACAAUAUCCAGUGGCCUACUGGUCUGGCUGUUGAUUACCACAAUGAGCGUCUGUACUGGGCAGACGCCAAGCUGUCGGUCAUUGGCAGCAUCAGGCUCAAUGGCACUGACCCAGUGGUGGCCAUCGACAGCAAGAAAGGACUCAGCCACCCCUUCAGCAUUGACAUUUUUGAAGACUACAUUUAUGGUGUCACUUACAUCAACAAUCGCAUCUUCAAGAUCCACAAGUUUGGCCACGGCACUGUCACCAAUCUUACCGCUGGACUAAAUCAUGCCACCGAUGUGGUACUCUAUCACCAGUAUAAACAGCCAGAUGUGACCAACCCUUGUGACAGGAAGAAGUGUGAAUGGCUCUGCCUCCUAAGCCCAAGCGGUCCCGUGUGUACCUGCCCCAAUGGCAGAAGGUUGGACAAUGGCAUAUGCGUGCUUGUUCCUUCACCUAGUGUCUCACCUGUUGUUCCAGCCACUGACACUUGCGAUCUCGUUUGCCUCAAUGGUGGCAGCUGUUUCCUCAAUGCACACAAGCAGCCCAAGUGCCGUUGCCAGCCACGUUACAUCGGGGACAAGUGCCAGUAUGACCAGUGCUCCAGCUAUUGCCAGAACGGAGGCACUUGUGCUGCAUCUUUAUCUGGGAUGCCGACAUGCCGUUGCCCCAAUGGCUUCACUGGUUCUCAGUGUAACAAGCCGGUGUGCAUGGAUUACUGCCUUAACAACGGCAGUUGUACAGUCAACCAGGGCAACCAGCCAAACUGCCGCUGCCCAGACAGUUACGUUGGUGACAAGUGCCAGUUUCGCCUUUGUUCAAACUACUGUGAAAAUAAUGGCGUGUGCCAUUUGACAGCCUCUGGGACUCAGCAGUGUCGCUGCACAACAAAUUAUUACGGUGACCGCUGCCAGCAUGACAAGUGUGACCGCUGCCUCAAGGGCAAAUGCUCCAUCAACAAGCAGACCGGCAAUGUCACCUGCAUCUGCCCUGAUGGCAAGAUGGCCCCCAGCUGUUUGACUUGCAACAACUACUGCAUGAACGGCGGGACAUGCACUAUGAAUGCUGAAACCUCUAUGCCAGAGUGCCAGUGUAUUUUGGAGAUGACUGGGGAGCGUUGUGAGGAAUCUAUGAACAGUGGGCAACAAAGCAGCCGAACCGUCUCUAUUGUCAUUCCAAUUCUGCUGCUGCUCCUCCUAAUGUUAGUGGCUGGUGCUGUGGUUUGGUACAAAAAACGGAUUAAAGGGGCCAAAGGUUUUCAGCACCAGCGCAUGACCAACGGAGCCAUGAACGUGGAGAUUGGCAAUCCCACCUACAAGAUGUACGAGGGGGACCCCGACGCAGAUGAUGUAGGGGAGCUGCUAGAUGCCGACUUCGCUCUGGACCCCGAUAAGCCCACAAACUUCACAAACCCAGUGUACGCCACACUCUACAUGGGCGCCCAUAACAGCCGCAAUUCACUAGCCAGCACAGACGAAAAGCGGGAGCUGCUGUCGAGAGGUGCAGAUGAUGACCUUGGCAACCCCCUGGCAUAAGGAAUAGGGGAAUGGGCCAUCAGCCCAAGACAGAGACCAGAUGGAAAGAGACCAGAUGGGGAGGGAGCAAGAGAUACUGUAUAAAUGUACAAAUGAAGGAUUAUUACUUUUAUAUGUGAGCAGUAUUAUUACCUGUAUAUUCCCUUUCAUCUACCAGCCGCUGAAUCUCUUGUCACUGGACUUGGGGAAGGGGGGUUUGAUUGAUGUUAAGGCAAUGUAGGGAAUAGGGGGAGAAUUGUAAGAAGACCCCACUUUAGGUUAAAGGGCUGGAUCUUUUUGCUUGCUGCACAAAACAAUCCACUUCUGCUUCUUCUUCUGCAGGCAGCUUUAGGUUGCUAGCCUUUUAAAAGUUUGGCAAUAGUUUCCCACCCUUCUCAGGAUGCUGUUGACGAAUCCAGGGACAUGUUUGGGGAAGACUUUCUCUUGCCAGAAGUCGGAGAUGAACCAUAUUGAAAAGUGCAUGUUUGAAACCUGUAGGGAAGGGGGAACGUCUUCCUUCCUUCUCAUGCACACUGAAACUUGGUUUCGCUGAAUGUGGAUCCCAAUAUGAUCCCAAUGUUGACAAUGGCUCAAUGUAGGUUUGUCGGACAAGAGGUACCCAUGACAGGCACACCAGUGAUCCUUUAAAUCUGGGGCACUGGGGGAGGGAACCAUGAUUUUAAGUUUGCUCAUUUUCAUUUGCCCCUAAUGUGCAAGGCAACUUGAACGUUACUUUCUCCCCUCCCUUCGCAGAUUGAUCCAUUUGGGGAAGAAAAUGGGGAGUGGGUCAGUAGCUGCACAUCCAUCACAAACUUUUGGGUUGGGAAAAUCCCAGAGUAACCUGUGGAUGUAACCUACUUUAUGCGAACAAAUUCUUGUAAAAAACAAAACAAAAACCAAGCCUUAUAUCAGAAUGUCUUAAGGAGCAGAGUUCUCUGCAGUGCGCAGACGUGGCAAUAGCUUAUCCUGGCCUGCUUCUCCUUCCCUUUCGUGCAGCUGUUCCAUUUGCUCAGUGAGCAAAAGGAGCUGACUCUUAAUUUGACCAUUUGUCAUUAAAAAGAGAAGAAAAACUCCAAACCAACCUUUCAACGUUCCCUGUGUUCCAUCAGGCCCUUGCAGAUCACCCGAAAGUCCACAAAAGGCCCUUUUGGCUACCUAAGAAUUGAAUUAAAGAACCACUGGUGUAAAUGUUCUUCCCAUCAAGUGCAUUCUUAUUCUUUUUUCCCCCCAGCAGUUUUUCCUCUGUAUUUCCAACAAUGGCCUUUUCUCUCUCAGCACCCAGCCAGUCUAAUCUUCUCUUUGCAACGCCUUAAUCAUUUUUUUUCUACCAGUAUGAUUUUAAUCUACUCUUAUCCCAUCAGCCACCAACCAAACUGGUUUUCUCGUAUCUUUUCACCUCUCCACUAAUUUUUUUCCCCCAAAAAGCAUUUUAUUUCCAGAAAUCGUAUUCUUUUUGGAGAAUUAUUACUUUGACUGUAUCUCACUUUAUUUUAGUGUCUGUGUCUUAAGACUAAGCAGAGUUUACAAAUUGUGAAUUGCAACAAAGGUCCCAUUUCUUCCCCCCUUUUCUGACCUUCCCCCCUCCUCCCUCCAUCACCACAAUUUCCAUCAUUCCUAUUUCGGGAAAGAGGUUCAAAUGUUAUUUCAACUUUCAUUUCUUUCCAACCUGUUUUUUUUUUU
Molecule: messenger RNA, 15495 nt
Organism: Thamnophis sirtalis
Lineage: Eukaryota; Metazoa; Chordata; Lepidosauria; Squamata; Natricidae
Source: RefSeq, a predicted model, not a curated record